CGUUUUAAAAGCUGGGGUGCAUUUGCUGGCCGCGUUGUUUUGAAGCGAUGUCGAAGUCCAGCUUCCCCUUGUCGCCGAUCGAUGACUUUGACUUGGAUGAGGAGGAGCCGGUGGAGAGUGAGGGCCUCCAGAUGGUGUGCCGCAAGCUGCCGGUCCUGGAGCGACAUUCCUCCACGCAGUUCGUUCAAGCGGUAAAUACCGCGAUCAACAGGAUGGGCUCCAAGUUCGGCCUUUGCGACCUUGUGGACGAGGAGGAGGAGCCUGAUGAUGUGGGACCACAGAAGGUGGUUCACCGUGAGACCUCCAGCGCUCGCCUCCGGAGGCGAGUAGCCACCACACCCUCGCAGCUGAAUCACUUGGCGCAAAAUCCAAACCCCAAGAGGAUGAUGCGGCGGCGGAGCUUGGAUUUGGAGGCGGCCGAAGCAUGGGACCAGGCGAUUUCCAAGCGUGGACUGGGAGACAAGCUGCCCUUGAGAGGGGACUCGAAAGGCUCAGGAAGCCCUCCUGGGUCCCCCUUGGGCGGACCCACGAUGCGCGAGCUGGGUCUUCCGUUGAUCUUCCGCCGGAACAGCCACUCACUGCUGAACAUCCAGAAGAUGGGUUUGCAGCAUCAAAGCAGCAAAGAUCUGCCAAAGGAAUCCAGCCAAGUCAUCGCUGAGGACAAGCUGCAGGAGAGCAGCCAAACCCGUGCGUCCAUUUUGGACUUCGAGCAUCUCUUUGUCCAGUACUUCGUAGAGGUCACACCUCUGAAGCAGAGCAAGGAAUUUUCCGGGACACACCGGGAGUGGCUUGCGCAGCCCAAAGCCGAUGCAGUGGUGAAGGCUUGGAAAGAGGUCUUGGUGGAGGGCCUUCUGGCACGAAAGGAGCUGAUCUUGCAGCACUGGCCAGAGCUGCAGCUGAACAAAGAGUCCUUGUACAGCAAGCUCAACAAGGAGCUGUUGGUGCAGGAUGAACUGGCGGGGCCGAAGCGGCGGGUCUUGUUGACCUUGGCUCCGGAGCAGGUGUGUCACAGGUUGCUCUGGGCCUUGGGCGAUAGCAUCCCUGCGGAGCUGGGCCUCAAAGACUGCGCAGCCAGGCUUCAAGAGCGCUUCCCGCAGAGCCGCAUCCGCUGCAGCGAUAGUGUGCUAUGGCCCGGGAGCGUGAUUCGUACCUUGUUCUUCUUGGCCACUGCGUUGCUGCUCUUUGGCUUGCGUGUGGCAGCAGCUGCCACAUGGGCAGCAUACCAGGCGGAGGCGCCGCUGCCGGGGAAGAAGAAGAAAGUGGAUCUCACGGGGCCCAGCUGGGAGGAGUACUUGGAUCAACUGUCAGCGCGUUUGAUUUUAGCCUCCUCUUUGGCCUACUUUUGGCUUCUCUAUGGCAUCGCUGCCGCGUUUCCCCUUAGAUCUCUUCACAGUCCCUUCAAGCGAGAUUUGGGCUGCUUGGCGGCCUACAGCAGGACCGGCACCAUACUCUUCAGGACCUUCUAUCAGCUGCGCCCCAGUUUCCCGACGUCGCGCACCACGUGCUUCAGGGUGGUGGCGCCCAUUGCGGCGUCGGGCGUUCCUGCAGCGAUGGCCGUGCGCUUUGAUAGGUUGGGCCUUGGGCUUCUGGUCCCGGCGCAUGACCGGCCUGCAGGUUUCCACACGGCCGCCCUGGCGGGCGCCUGCACCUUGCCCUUCCUUUCAAUGGCAGCAUCAUGGAGUAUCCGUAGCUCCUUCUACUCACACCACCAGCUCUUCAUGGUGCUCCUCUUCGUCAUGCACAUGGCCUGUGCACUAGGCUUUGUCCUCUACUUUGAGAUGAUGAAGUGGGCCGUGAUGGGUGCUGCGGGAGUAGUCUUCGCCGGGUUCUAUUUGUUUGUUUGGUACCAGGCCAGUCUACUUCACAGCUCUUCAAGCGCUGCUCGCGCAGAAUUCAUGCAGCACCCCAGGUUGUCCGUCCUACUUUGCAUUGCACAAAUCUCCAGCGCUGUCGGACUGGAUAUUACAGUGACCAGUACAUCAAGGAGCAACGGCAAUUCCGUGGACUUCGUGGUGGAUGGUCAAUCUCUCCAAGUGCAGUCUGCGCGCGGGAUGAAUGUCGCAGUCAUCGAUCCGGACGGCGGCUCAUUGCAAUCCUUCCAGGUCUUCGACACCCAUGCGGCGGGGUCCGAAGCGCUGGCCGCGUUCGUGGCCGCCCAGCCCAGCGGCUCGCUGGUGCUCUUCGCCGCGCGUGAUGAUGCUCAAAGCAACAUGACGCAAGCUGCCAAGGAUGCCAUCAAGAGCUGCGGCGGAACCAUGAUCGAGAGCCUUACCUACCGGGGAUCCUAUGCCUUGAUUGGUGUAAAGGAUGGCACCUUGGAAUACUUUGGAGCAUUUGGUGAUAUGUUGGUGGAGUAUGCAGGAGUGGGCGGUGCGCUACCAAUGCCAAGGCACUGCGGUGGACGAAAAGAGCUUCGAGGACGGAGGAGACAUCGCAGUGGCUUCUGGGAGCUUUGCCCCAACGCAGAGCAAUACCAUCAAGGUGAACAGUACUUCGAGGACCGCUCGGCCGGCCAUGCGUGUUCGGCGCCAGACCCAUUCGUCGUGAAGCUUUGGACGGUGGUGAUGGACUUGGAAUCCCCCCAGAGCGCUGGUAACGAGGUGAUUUUUCACCUAGACGGCGUGGUGCAGAGCGUUGCAACAGACCGUGGAAUGAACGUGGCAGUCAUCAAAGCAGGACUCCUGGACUCCUUUCAGGUCUUCGACACCCACGCAGCAGGCUCAGAAGCUUUGGUGGCCUUCAUGGCUGCCUUGCCGAGCGGCACGGUGGUUGCAUGUGGCGUCAAGGACGAGGCCAUGUCCAACAUGAGUGCAGCAGCGAAAGAUGCAAUGAAAAGCUGUGGUGCCACUUUAAUCGAUUCGCUGAGCUACCGGGGGUCCUAUGCGCUGAUUGGCAUCAAAGAUGGGCCCGCCCUCGCAGAGCAAACCUUGCCCGACGGACAAGCGUCCGUGGUCACUGCUCAGCUUCUUGGAGAUGAUCCGUCGACGAAAAGGGAAAGACGAGGGAAGGGUCAAGUGAACCAUGUUGACAUGUUGAACAACCUUUCUUCCACUUUUGGUGCGCCAUUCCAAGCUGAUGAAGUUAUCAGGUACAACUUCAAUUCUGGUGUCACCUACGUGCCAUCGACCACGGUGACCACGACGGAGCUGACCACCACCACGGAGCUGGCCACCACCACGGCGGUGCCCAGCUGCGCCAUGCUGACCUGUCCUAGUGGAUUUGUGCUGAAGGCCAAUAUGUGGGAGAUCGAAAGCCAAAAUGAGACGGUCUGUUGCCAGCCCGCAGCGGAAGACAUGGCUGACCUCGGAGUUCGCAGCGCCGGCUUCGCCGAUGGGAACGAGGCAGUCUUCUUUGCGAAUGGCGUGGAAUUCUACCACGCUCCAGCGCGUGGCUUGACACUGGUCCUGGUACGGCCAGAUGGCACACGGAAGGACUCCCAGACCUUCGACACCAUGUUGAAUGACAAUUCCUCAGAGAAUCUGGUGGCCUUCAUUGAUAGCAUCCCCGAUGGAACCAUCGUCCUGGUGGGCGCACGGGACGAGGCCUCCAUCCACCUGUCCUUGGCGGCCAAGGAGGCGAUCAAGAGCUUGGGAGCGACCAUGACGAUCGACCAGCUCUCCUUCCGGGCGAGCUACGCCCUCGUGGGCGUGAAGAACGGCGCCAAGCUCUCCGAGUCGCUACGGAAGACCACGGAGGGCUAUGCCGUGGCGGUGGGGCAGAUGAAGGUCGUGAUCUCGGUCGAUGCCAACAAACCGCUUUGCGACACCAGCGCACCAACUCCCGCGGUGUCGGGCUAUGUGUCACAAGGAAAUCUCAAUCUAGACGCUGGUUGCCGCUACAACCUCUUCGAGGCCUCUCAUGCCACUCAAUGCAUGCAAGGAAGCUGGAUCAUGAUGACCGGCUCAUCCAAUACUCUGCUGGAGUUCGGCAACUUGAUCAACUUCUUGGCCCCAGACGAGUAUGCCAUUGACCGUGCUGGAGAGAUGAUUGGUGCUUCCGCCGUGGCAGAUGUGGUCAUCGAAGAGGGAAAGGUCACUCAUUGGGCCACUGUGAGCAAUCAGCUACCAGAGUGUCGGCAAGUGGACGCUAGCCUCGCACAGCAGAACCGCCCUGCUUGCAAGCAAGCGAUCGAGGCCUUGUUCGCUCAGGCCCCAGCCUACAGCAGCAGUGGAGUCCGCAUCACGAUGUUCAUCAGCUUCUUCUGGUAUCGCACAGAGUUGGCUUUAGAGCUCAUUGCGGAGGAUGCCCUUUGGAGUGCUGCCCGAGUGGGCGUGGUCACGCAGGUGGGCGCCUGGUACAACGUGUGCAGCGUCACCAAAGAGGAGUACUGUCCUCGAAAAGAGCUGCUGGACAUGGACCGAGAUCCAGCGAUCCAAGUCUUCAAGGAUGAGAUGGAGGUGGUCCUAGCGCAGAUGGACUCUUUUUGCACCACCGGCCGUGCCAGUCAAUUGGGCUGCUACGUCCAAACCAUCUCCUGGACCAAUGGUGUCCGCGACAACGAGAACUUCCAGGUCAUGAAUGGCUACAUCGAAGAGGCCAUGGCUGGACGACUCAGCAGUUCCUUCCGACUCGUGGACUUCUUCAAGCUGGGUGGAGCCAUGCCGGAGGAGGUGGUGCAAGGCCACGGCUCUCAGAUGUUGAACCUCUGGGUUUGGCAGGUGAUGUUCAACGCCAUGUGCCCAGCAGAACUUGCGGCCAGUGGAACCUAUGCAGUUUGGGAAGGGAACCUUUGCUCAGGGACUGAGGCACGCUUUGAGAACUGCCCCAACUACUACCCCAGCUGUUUGAAUGGGCCACGCUGUGAGAAAUGGGAAUGCAUGAACAGCGUGCCUUGCACCUUCCGUGCCACCGAUCCACCGAUGGCCGGCAACAGCGCAGGCCUUUGUGAUGAUGCCAUCAACAUCUCGUCCUUUUUGGCUGAUCAACCUGAAGCGGAGGUGCAAAUGCUGGCGGAUGGAUGCCACAACAGUCGUGGACUUCGGGUUCGCCUUUGGUGUACCCAGGACUUGGACGCCUGCCUUAAGCUAAACGAUGGUUUGCCCGUCAAAAGCCUCAUGAUCACCGUUGAGAAAUACCACGUGAAGCCUGAGCAGAAGAGCAAGGCGACCGCUGUACCGGCGCCGGCUGCAGAGCCGGAACGGCGGCAGGAUGGUGUUUCUCAGUCCCAGGGCAACGGUCCCGUCGUGCAUUUGACGUCCCGGUUUCUUCUACUGCCUUCGAACCCCGCGGUGUUGGGCACCAUCGCCGUCUACGGACGCAUACGGCUGCCGCCCCAGAGCCCCGAGGUCAUGACCUGGACUUCUCCUUGGAGGACUUCCAAGAGCGCCAAGACCGCUGCCUCACGCGCUGCCUCGCGGGCGGCGGAGGAAGACUUUGCAGACGUCUUGGACGAGAGUGCACCGGCCGUUUUGGCGCGGUCGAAGAGCCACAUCACCUUGAAGUCAGAGGCUCCAAAGUCUGAAGCUGCCGACGCCAAGAGUGUGAAGAGCGCUCGGAGCGGCGUGGGCAAUGCACCGCAGCCUUCUGAGGACGAUCUCACGAAUGAACCAGAGACUUGCAAUGCGUUCCCAGAGCCUGUGAAGCCUGUCACUCAGCCCGAGCCCGUGGCUGAGACGAGGGUGGAGGAGCCAGUGAAGCAGAUCAACAUUCGCGCCGCUGGAAACAAAUAUCCUUUGGGCCUGGCCAGGUUCAUGGGCUCCACGCAUGUGGUGGUGGGCCACUUAUUCGCGAAGGGAGUCACAUCACCGACCUACUUCUUCGGCUGGGGCUUCACCUGGGUGCCAUGGUUCUUUAUGUUGAGCGGCUUUGUGCUUUUCUCAGCCUACCUGAAGAAUCCCAAGGAGGAAACGAUGAUUCAGUACGUGUUGCGGAGGAGCACCACCAUCUACCCGCUCUACGCUUUCUCAUUGAUUCCGGCCUUCAUUUUGGGCAAAGCCUAUGGAACUAUGGCGGCGGAGUGGCCCACCUUGUUGGCUCAGAGCUUCCUUCUGCAAGCCUGGGUUCCACACUUCACAGAGAACGCGUUGCAGAUGCACUGUUGGUUCUUAAGCUGCCUAGCUGAAGCACAGCAGGGCGAGCUCCGACCACUGUGGCAAAACCUGGCUGGGAAUCACCAGUUCUACCAGACCGAUGACUUCCUGGACAUUGGAGUGAUCGUGCUGAAGUACCAUCCCAUUUGCUACUUCCAUGUCUUCAUCCUGGGAAUGCUCUUGGCCAAGCUUCGGCAGCUUUUGGAUAAGAAAGCCACCGCCUCUCCACAUGGCUGCUUCUCUUGGCGGAAUCCCUAUGUCGUGGCUUUGCAGUUCGUGGCACCACUAGGAUACUUAGCAUUGCUGCUGGUCUUCAGCGUGCAAGAGUUCCAAGCCAAGGCCUGGGGCUACAAGCUCUCGGCACGAGUCUCCGUGCUGCUGCCGUUCCAGGCCAUGAUCCUCUUUGGCUUGGCUGGGCUGCCCAGCCUGCCCCUGCCAUACUUCUCCUACAUGUUCUCCAAGAUGGACUUCCUUGAGAACUACUCCUAUUGCGUCUAUGUCUUCCAGUUCCUUUGCUAUGCGAUUUGGCCACAGACCGGUUUGGUGAACCUCUUCUGGUACAUCAUUUACACCUACGCCACUGCCUUCCUUUUGGCCCGUCUCAUUCAGCAACCGAUCCAGAAAUGGUGGGCCGCCCAUACUAAGGCCCGACUGGUGGUGCCUUUCGUUUUGGGCACCUUCCUCGUUGGCUUCAGCUUUUUGCCGGACCCCGCCUACGACAACAGCUUGCCCGACCUGCCUGCGUCGAUCAUGAUCGACAACCGCACGGUGGACGUCCGUCUGAACUUGGAGGAUCCUGAAGGACGCCUAAGAGGUGCCAUGGUGAUCAAUCCUUCAUUUCUCAUCCAGGACGGCCAAAUCCUGGUGGCCGCGCGGCGCCAUCGACGGGAGACGCUGCAGCGGAACGGCAUCUAUCAUGGACCGGAAGGCAGCGGCGAUGCGGUGAUCAUCGAUCAGAUUUGGCACUCGGAGAUCCUCCUGGGCAGCAAGGCCAUCGACGCGGAUGCCUGGAAAAAGUGGCCCACAGGAGGAUAUGUCGAUGAGCGCCUGGAGUGGAUUGAGGACACCGCAGGGCAAGGAGUGGACCGAGUGGCCUGGCUUUGUGUCGUUGAGACCUGGAUCCCCAGCAACAGCACCGUGAUCCGCCACAUCGUGACAGGUCCUGAGGAUCCGAAGCCAGUGGGUGCUUCCAGCAGCGUCACCUUGGCCUUUGAUUCCAAGCCACCUCAUGGAGGUGGGGGCUGA
Durusdinium trenchii is the source of this 7274-nucleotide messenger RNA. The record is from the annotation of a GenBank genome assembly. NCBI's taxonomy places the organism in Eukaryota, Dinophyceae, Suessiales, Symbiodiniaceae.